AUGGAUGAAGAUGAAUUAUAUGCCUAUGGUUAUAAACCUGUUGCCUUGUCUUGUUCUGAAAUUAAGCCUUGCAGUCCUUGUAAGGCCUCUUCUUCCACGGAAGGCAGCUGUGCUUUUCAUUCAGUUUGUGGUUCCAAUUCCACCCCAUCUCGGGAUGAUGAUGAUGAGGGAGAAAGCCAUGAACUUGAUGAGAUCAACAGCCCAAAGAGCGACUCUGGCCCAUCAAUUUCUUCACCAUCCUAUUUUGACUGCAAUUUGUGCCUGAGAAUGGCAAGAGAGCCGGCGAUGAAUUCAUGUGGCCAUUUGUUUUGUGCGAUUUGUUUCCAAAAUUGGUUGCAGAUCUUCUCCCUCGCUCAUCCAGAGUGCCCUAUUUGUAAGAGUGAUGUGUCUCCCUCCCUCCUCCAUCACUCUGAUUCUGCAGCCUGCCUCUACCUCCUCCGAGACACUAGUAGGCCACGGAGACCUCAGUUCUGGCUUCAAUGCACCACCACCAAGUCCAAAGAGUGGACUUUGUUUAUGAAGUUUCAAUUGACGUAA
Messenger RNA from Prunus avium (sweet cherry), 537 nucleotides. The record is from RefSeq and is a predicted model, not a curated record. Lineage: Eukaryota; Viridiplantae; Streptophyta; Magnoliopsida; Rosales; Rosaceae.